CGGAGUCGCUACAGGACCGUACCUGCUGGGAAGUAACACAAGUCGUUUCUUGUUAAGUCUCUGGAGUUUGGUUUCAUCUUUAACCUCAGUUUUGGCCACAGCCGAGGAGUUGAAGUCCGUUAUAGGAAAGAGAGACAGAAUGGAGUUUAAUGAGUGAAAUCGGACGUUUCCAUUUUCGCCUUUAUCAGCGUCACGAACGCAGCUUGGGACACCUGCCGCUCCCUCCGAUAACUUUCAUUUUGUUGUUGCUGAACUCUGGACGUUAAUAUGUGCUGCGUUUUUUGGGUUUUUUUUUUUUUUUUUACUUUAGAAUGAAGGACAUUGAUUGUGACUAUUGUUUUUCGCUGUAAAGGUUUUGGAGUAGUGUUUGUGGUUUGAAAGGACAGACAGUUUACGGACAGUUCGUACGCGGAUACAUCAUGUUAUUCAGUCUGUUUGUACUCCUUCAGCUCUUGAGCGCUGGAAACUCGGCCUCUGCCAGGAAGUUAAUGUCCCAAAACGAAGUGCCAGAAGAUCAAGUGUUUACAGGUGAGUCAGAAGCGAAGUUGUUCCUGGGUCGCCAUCUGCUGGCCAAUCGCUUUGACUUUGAAAUGUUUGUUCCUGGCAACCUGGAGAGGGAGUGUAGGGAAGAAACCUGCAAUUACGAGGAAGCCAGGGAAGUCUUUGAGAACAUACCACAAACAGAUGCCUUUUGGAAAGAAUACACAAAAGAGAAGAAUCCCUCAAGGGUGGAUGUAAUUGGACUUCUAGUGGGACUCAUCUGUGCUGGAGUGGUGGUUCUUAUUCUUGGUGUCUUGAUCUGGUAUUUGUGUCGAUCCACUUUUAAGAGUGGCAUCAGCCGUCGUCCAAGCUCCGCCCGAGUACGACACAGGAGGAGCAAUGCCUCCCUAAUAAUGCGAAGGUUGGACGAUGCCUCCAGACAGCCUGAGCUCUCUUCUACAUCCGGGCCAACUUUGGAUGUAGAAGACCCUCCUGGCCUACCCUCAUACGAGCAGGCGAUCUCAGCAAGUGGACAGCACGAUGCGCCACCUCCUCCAUAUCCUGGCUCAAGACCUGGGAGUGUUCGACGAUAAUCUUUUCACAAAAAAAAGGAAAAAAAACAAUGCAAGAUAAUGACUGUGAAAUUAAAAUUUAAUUUAUAAGUAGCAUCUACAUCAUUAUACUGUAUCUAUUUUUACAUCAUAAUAUUUCUAAUGAUGGUUUUGUACCUCUCUCACCUUUAUUAAGCUGUUUUUUCCCUACAUAGACAGAAUGGAAGUUCAAAAGUGUCCAAAAGCAUGAAUUUAAUUUUGGGUUUUCCUGUUAUAAAUAAUGUAAAGUAAGAAUUUUUAUUUUUUUUUAUUUCCUGAAAAGUCCAUUUUUUUGGAGUUACCUCGUCCAACAUGAAUGUUUUCUACAAUUAUCCUUUUCUUUUUGAGGUUGGUGGGUUUGCUGAGCAUCAUGUUCAGUGUCCUCCACAAAUCUUCAGUGGGAUUUAAAACCUGACAGAGAUGUGACAAAUAAGUGUUUAAACUUUAUGACUUUGAGAUAGUUCCCAAAGAAAUAUUGUACGGUUAGAAGAAAAUUAGAAAUUUUUCCAUAAGAAAUUGCUGAAAAUGAAAACAUUGUUACUGUUUAACAGAAAGUUUCAAGUAAGAAAAAAAACUUCUAACUGUUAAAACGUGUCAGUAUGGACCAAGAUGCGUUUUUGGGGCAGGGAGGGUUUGUUUGUUUUCAAUGAUCUGUUAAAGUAAGUUUUACUCCAGCUGUAAAACCUUACUUUUUGGUUCCCUUCUUAAUGUGCAUUUAUACCUACCCUUCUAAGUGGAUGAGCUUUAUAAUGCAGUUGCUGCUUUUUAUCUGAAUGAUGAGUGUUUGCUUUAAGUUAAUGAAAAUGUAAUUGUUCCUCGAAGGAGCAGAGACGGUAUCUAGCGGUAAAGUGGAAUUUCUAUGGAUCCCGUGCCAAGGAAUACGACGUAUUAAUCUCUGUGACGGGACAGACAUGACUCGGCUUGUACAAGUUCCUCAAAGUAAAAGUCAGUCACUGCUUUAAUUUCCUUGAUGGUAAAAACUGCGGUCAUAGAAAUGCGCUAAGCAUUUCUUAUCGACUGAACUACCAGCUUGCUACCUGGUGAUUCACUGUUAAUUUUUUUGUGUGUGCUUUUUAUAAACUGUGAUUUUUUUUUUGUCUUACAAUUUGAAGAAUGUACACAGUACCAACUAAUUUCCUAUUUUCCUGUCAUAGUCUAUGCUGAGAUAAAUGAUCACAUUAUGCCUAAUUUAUUUAAUUACAAUAAAUCAUGUACAUGGAUGCUUCAGG
Molecule: messenger RNA, 2299 nt
Organism: Poecilia latipinna (sailfin molly)
Lineage: Eukaryota; Metazoa; Chordata; Actinopteri; Cyprinodontiformes; Poeciliidae
Gene: prrg4
Product: proline rich Gla (G-carboxyglutamic acid) 4 (transmembrane)
Exons: 6
Coding region: 420-1073 (217 amino acids)
Cellular component (GO): extracellular region; plasma membrane
Molecular function (GO): calcium ion binding
Source: RefSeq, a predicted model, not a curated record